Messenger RNA from Sciurus carolinensis (gray squirrel), 3297 nucleotides. It is a transcript of the gene Amph, whose product is annotated as amphiphysin. Gene Ontology annotation, molecular function: phospholipid binding; protein binding. The transcript has 21 exons. NCBI's taxonomy places the organism in Eukaryota, Metazoa, Chordata, Mammalia, Rodentia, Sciuridae. The record is from RefSeq and is a predicted model, not a curated record. Gene Ontology annotation, cellular component: synaptic vesicle; plasma membrane; cytoplasm. Bases 128 to 2206 code for a protein of 692 amino acids. Gene Ontology annotation, biological process: synaptic vesicle endocytosis.
CACCGCCUCUUCUGCUCCUCCUCCUCCCGCUCCUCCUCCUCUUCCUCCUCCUCCUCCUCCCGCUCCUCCGCGCCGCCGCCGGCCCUGCUGCGCGCUCAGCUCCUCUCAGCUCCCGGGACCCGCAGCCAUGGCCGACAUCAAGACUGGCAUCUUCGCCAAGAACGUCCAGAAGCGACUCAACCGCGCGCAGGAAAAGGUCCUCCAGAAACUGGGGAAAGCUGAUGAGACAAAAGAUGAACAGUUUGAAGAGUAUGUGCAGAACUUCAAACGGCAGGAGGCAGAGGGUACCAGACUUCAGCGAGAACUCCGAGGAUAUUUAGCAGCAAUCAAAGGCAUGCAAGAAGCCUCAAUGAAGCUCACCGAGUCACUGCACGAAGUCUAUGAGCCAGAUUGGUAUGGGCGGGAAGAUGUCAAAAUGGUUGGAGAGAAAUGUGAUGUGCUAUGGGAAGACUUCCAUCAAAAACUAGUGGAUGGAUCCUUGCUGACCCUGGAUACCUACCUGGGCCAAUUUCCUGACAUAAAGAAUCGCAUUGCCAAGCGCAGCAGAAAGCUGGUGGACUAUGACAGUGCCCGCCACCACCUGGAAGCACUACAGAGCUCCAAAAGGAAGGAUGAGAGCCGGAUUUCUAAGGCAGAAGAGGAAUUUCAGAAAGCACAGAAAGUGUUUGAGGAGUUUAAUGUUGACUUACAAGAAGAGUUACCAUCAUUAUGGUCAAGACGAGUUGGAUUUUAUGUUAAUACUUUCAAAAACGUCUCCAGCCUUGAGGCCAAGUUUCAUAAGGAAAUUGCAGUGCUCUGCCACAAACUGUAUGAAGUGAUGACAAAACUGGGCGACCAGCAUGCUGACAAGGCCUUCACUAUCCAAGGAGCUCCCAGUGAUUCAGGUCCUCUCCGCAUUGCAAAAACACCGUCACCACCUGAGGAGCCUUCACCCCUGCCAAGUCCCACAGCCAGUCCCAAUCAUACACUAGCGCCUGCAUCUCCUGCACCUGCACGGCCCAGGUCACCUUCACAGACAAGGAAAGGACCUCCUGUCCCACCUCUGCCUAAAGUCACCCCAACGAAGGAGCUGCAGCAGGAGAACAUCAUCAACUUCUUCGAGGACAACUUUGUUCCAGAAAUCAGUGUGACAACACCUUCACAGAAUGAAGUUCCUGAGGUGAAGAAGGAGGAGACUUUGCUGGAUCUGGACUUUGACCCUUUCAAGCCUGAGGUAGCAUCUGCGGGUUCUGCUGGAGUGACCCACUCACCCAUGUCUCAGACAUUACCUUGGGAUUUAUGGACGACAAGCACAGAUUUGGUACAACCGGUUUCUGGUGGUUCAUUUAAUGGAUUUGCCCAGCCUCAGGACACUUCAUUAUUUGCAAUACAGACAGAUCAGAGUAUGAUUUGCAGUUUGGCUGAAUCUGAACAGGCUCUACCCUCAGAGCCAAAAGCAAAGGAGCCUCCUGCUGCUGCUGCACCUGCUGUUGGGCUGGACCUUGGACUGGAAACUAGGGCUGAGGAGCCUGUGGAGGAGGCAGUGAUCCCUGGAACUGAAGCUGACCUGGCCGUAGGAACCACCUUACCAGCCGAGGGAGCCCUGGUGGAGGAAGCUGAGGCAGAGAAGGCAGCUCUCCCUGCUGGAGAGGGAGGAAGUCUAGAGGAGGCCAAAAUUGAUACUGAAACCACAGAGGUUACAGACAAGGACAGACCUCUACCCACAGAGACGGAAGCAGCAGUGCCUCAGGAGAAGGUCAUCCCUUCUGUUGUCAUUGAGCCCGCCUCCAACAAUGAAGGGGAAGGAGAACAUGAAAUCACCCUGGGUGCAGAGACUAAGGAGGCCACUGAGGAUAUGGCUCCUCUGGGCCCCGUCGGCGAGACGCCAGAGCUGGUCACAGAGCAGAAGCCCCUGGAGGACUCUCAAGCUGCACCUCCUGCACCAGCGGGUGCUGCUGAUCAAUUCGCAUCCGCAGGCGAGGCCUCUCCAGAAGUGCCUCCUGGCUUUCUCUACAAGGUGGAAACACUACAUGAUUUUGAGGCAGCAAAUUCAGAUGAACUUACUCUACAAAGGGGCGAUGUGGUACUGGUGGUCCCCUCAGAUUCAGAAGCUGACCAGGAUGCUGGCUGGCUGGUGGGAGUGAAGGAGUCAGACUGGCUGCAGUACAGAGACCUGGCCACCUACAAAGGCCUCUUUCCAGAGAACUUCACCCGACGCCUGGAGUAGGGCUGCGAGUAUUGCUGAAAGAGCUCAAUGACUGGGUUUUUAAACCUUUGCAAAAUCCCGAGGAAUUCACUUUUGCUAUUACACUCUUAAUGAUUUACAGACUGACGCCAGACAAAGCUGGGGAAGACCUGUCAGUAGAGCAUGUGUGCAAAAGGUAUAAGAGGAAAACAAAAGCGAAUUAAGGGAAAAAACCCUCACUCUGUUCCCAUGUGGUCAAUAACAGGUUUGUUUGUGCUUUGUCCCAACUGUGGACACUCUUGUACUUGAUUCCCCUCCCAACAGUUCUAAAGUAGCUUUCUCCAGACCAGACCUUAAUUUCUCUGCACCAAGUGUAUGGUAUCAAGUGGCUGCCCUGCAGAAGAUGUGAUGAAUUGUCCUGUAGUACAAGAUUAUCUUAUUCUCUCCCUUUCAAGUUUACUGUGUUUAAAACUAAACUGCUGCAAAUGUUCUCAAUGGUCUUUUCCAGCACACCCGCAUAUACAUAUAUAUACAGACACACAGUCACAUGAGCUAGUUCCCAUGACUGCUGGAUCUAUGUGUAUGCAGAAGGCUACAUAUACAUAGUUGCUUUCUUUCCUUUCCGUUGUAGCUCUUUGCCUUUCGAGUGUCAUUGAUACAUGCAUUGCUCUUAUUCUGUCUGGCAUUACAGUUGCAGUUUUGCCUCAGGGCAAAACCAGCCAUCCCAUUGCCAAAGUGGUCAACAGUAUCUGUGUUUGUCAUAUGCAGUUUUCAGGAUGAAAUGACAAAUAGCACGUCCAAGCUUCUGCCCCUCUGGAGAAAGCAGGGCCUGAUUACGCAGCUGUCCAGCUGCUGUGACUGGAGGAAGGUUGGUCCAGGAUGAGCAGCUAAGUGGUCUUCACUUCUGCCUUUACCAGAAUGGCUAGAAGAUGGGGCAUAUUAAUGCACCCCCCAAAGAACCUAUUUAAAAUAGCUCCUAUAUAUUCCCACCUCUUUAUAUUUAUGCAACUCAUCUUCACAGAUUGUCCUAAAAGAAAAUAGGUGAUGUAUGCUGUAUCCACAAAUCAUCUGUAAUAAUUAUGUUUUCCGUGCUGUGUCAUUCCAAAUAAACCUUUGGUAAUCUCUAACAAUUA